UUACACAGAGUGUCAUUCUUUUUUUGCCUUCGUGUUCAAGAACAUCGCAAUUUUUUAUUUCUUUCAAGCGUUAAAAUAUUUUCAUGCAAGAGAAAAAUGAGUCAGAAAACGACUGUAGUUCUAGUAGUGUUGAUCUUGGGGUUAGUUUAUAGCAGUUUAUCUUCAAAUUCCAAAGAAGAUCCUUACGAAAUCCUGGGCGUAAGUCGAUUUUCUUCUCAACAACAAAUAAAGAAAGCAUACAAAAAACUGGCCCGUAACUGGCAUCCUGAUAAGAAUGACAAUCCUGAAGCUCAAGAAAAAUUCAUCAAAAUAAAUGAAGCCUAUGAGAUUCUAUCAAACCCAGAAAAACGAAAAGAAUAUGAUGAUUAUGGCCAUUUUGGUCCAAAUGCACAGCAAUAUACCAGGAGAGAACCAUUCUUUGAUACACAUGGUGGAUUUAGCUUUUUUUUUAAUGAUGGUCCUUCUUCCCAUACACGAAAUGACUUUAUCUCAAAUCAAGUGUAUCAGUCACACAUUUUACCAAACAGUUAUCAGAAGCCAUAUGUCAUUGAAAUCAUCUCAAACUGGUGUUUGCCUUGUAUGCAGAUUGAAGAUACAUGGGACAGAGCAUCAAAUGAUCUCAAGAACUUGGGUGUAGGGUCUGGUGUUAUAAAUAUCAACAGAAAUCCAAGAUUGGUAGAUCAUUUGGGUGUUGAUCAUGUGCCACAGAUCAUUGGCGUCAUCAAUGGACAAGUUUACUUUUUCAAAAAAAGAAUAUCAGUUAGGGAGUUAAAGGAGUUUGUGGUUGAGCUGUUUCCAUUGGAUCUUAUUCAGAGGGUAACCACUAAAAACCUUGACUCCUUUUUGAAUGUUGAUGACAAUAGACCAAAGGUUCUACUAUUUAGUCCAAAGGCUGUGCCAUCAUUGCUCUAUCAUGUUGUAGGCUUUGCCAAUCAAAAGAGACUAAGCUUUGGCUUUGUUAGUACCUCAAACACUGAUGGUGAAAAGCUAAGAAGAAAAUUCAAGGCUCUUCCAAAUGAGCCAUCAGUGAUGAUCUUUAAAGAAGAAAAAUCUGUACCUGAAGUUGUUGUUGAGGGGUCAGAACUAAAGAGUGGAAAACUCCGGGAGAUUGUGGAGAGUAACAAGUAUUUAAUACUUCCAAGGCUGUCUUCCCAAAACGUUUUUCAGGAUUUAUGUCCUGAAGAAAGAUUCAGAUCACAAAGAAAACUUUGUGUCAUCUUGUUCACAAAAAAAGGAAAAAAUGAAGAAGAAAAGAUGAAACUUAGGACAUUAGCAAAAGAGAUCCCUUUCCCAAGUGAACGUGUUCAUUUUGUGUACAUGUAUGAGGAUAUUCAGACUCUAGUGGUUGAAGCCAUGAAAGAUGGUGCUGCCGCUAUUAACACUAAUAAUGGUACAGUCUUAAAGCUGGCCAUCCUAUGGAAUGCUGGCAAUAAUGAGAUUCGUUAUACCUGGUUACCAGGAGGGUGGCAUGUAACUAAGGAACCUACCAUUGAUCCAGCUGUACAACUAAAGGACAUGCUUCACAGUAUCAUUUCUGGCUCUGGAAAAAUGAGAUUUAAGAGCAGAGUCCCUGCAUUCUAUGAUGAAGAAAUACCGGGACCUCUUUUCAGAAUCAUGAAUAAAGUUAAGAACUUCUCAAAAUAUGUUCUUGGUUUAGCUACUAGGUACGUAUUACUCUUGUUUUAUGUUAUACUGCAUAACAACUUAAAGAUAUGCUAUUAUCUCUGUUUAAGGAAAGAAAACAUGUCUAUCAUAACCAUGAUUGUCGCGUUGUUUUUCAUUGGCGCUGUUGGUAUAUUCCUACCUCAAGGAAGCGAUCUCGACAAGCGCAACCCAAAGAGCACGAACAAGCAAAAGACAAAAAGCCAAGGACCUGCAUUAGGUUACGUACAACUAAACAGAUCAACAGAAAAAGAACUAUUGAAGAAUGCUCCACAUGGCCAGUUAACAGUCACGUUACUGUUGGAUAGCGUGACACCUGAAGAAACAGCGUCUUCUCCUCUCAUGCAUGCUUAUAAUGACGUCAUAUCUUGCUAUAAGAGGUAUCAAAAUGCCAGGCUGUUCUUUAGGUUUGCAUGGUUAUCGAUACCAGAAAACCUACAAUGGUGUACUGAGGUCAUGGGUGUGGACAAGUUUGGUCAGAUCAACCCAGGGACCGUGCUAGUCUUGAAUGGAUAUAGAAAAACUGUUUCCGUCUUCAAACCAACCGAUUUGGCAAAAAACGAGUACUUCAAUAAUCUAGAAGGAGACAUGAUGGGGUUCGAAGACAGUGACGAAAGUGAGACAGAAACUCAAAGUGAUUCACUCCAAGGAUAUGAAAGAAUGAGACGGAAAGCGUUGAGUUUGUCGUUGCGAAGAGAGUUACCAUCAUGGAUAGAAAAGCUUACCGAGGGACUCAUAAAGAAACAAAAACUAGAUGAAUGGCCAGUAAUGGACGAAUAAAGAAAAAAACACUUUUAAAACAUUUAAAAAAUUAUACAUAACAGUGAAUCCCAUAAUAACUCUAUUUAAGCCGUUUCCGUCUGGAGCAAACAGGAAUGGUGUCUUAAAUAUUGAUAUUCUUGUUAUAGGUUUCAUUUGAAACCAUGUUAUCUUCUACUCGGUUGCGCCUUGCGUUUACACGGUUGCAUAUGUAGUGAAGCCGUGAUGUUUUUAUUCCCGCAACUUAACCUUGCUCAGUGACGCGUAUUGACUUUCUUUGUAGUUUUGGUCAUACUAACCUUUCCCUAGUCCUGAUCUACAAAAACAAUAAUAGCACCAUAAAUAACGACAAACAGACCCAUGUACCAUGUUUGUCUCGUGGUGAUGAAGCAGACACCGUAGGUGUAGGGAACUGACACAUCUUAUCAAAAUCGCAGUUAUUACUGAUUGGUUCAUAACACGAGAGAAAAGUUUGAAAGCUGCACAAGCUACCAUUACCACAGCAAGGCAGAACUGCUGGCCUUUCAUUUAUCAACAAUUGAACCAUGUGAUUUGGCUUCUUUUCACACUUGUACAACACAAAUGCCAUAUUAGCAGACAUUGGAACAUUCCUAGAAAUGCGGAACGUACGAUCUCUUUGUUCUGCAAAAUUGUUGGCUUUUAGUUGGACAGAGUCAUUAUACAUGCCGAGAAUAGACUGCAAGGCUGUCAUAGUUCCGAUGUGAGUAAACCUGAAAAUACCAUACGGAUAAGAUUGGUUUUGGGUUACAAAAGCUUUGAGCGAGUGUGUGAUAUCAGCAAGAAGAGGGCAGUUGGUUCUGUAGCUUAUCUCAUUGCCGUAAGAAUGACGGUAAUAUUGGUUGAUAUCGUCGUAAUAUGCUAGCACUUCAAGGUCAUCUUUAGUGAAUACAGAGCACCAGUCUCUGUUCUCCUGGUUCAUAGUGGCAAAGGCACACAACCAGAAUAGCUUCUGCACGGAUUCAGCCGAUAACUCGAUUUUUCCUUUUAGUUGCAAUCUCCCCUCGAUAUUCUUGAUGACUGUUUUCAUGGGAUCACUGAGUCCAAACUUUUGCCACUCUUCAAGUCCAUUGCCAUCUUUUAUUUCCCGCUUGUACCUGGAACAUGUGUCGUAGUAUCUUAGGACCUUGUCUUUGUCUUUAAGACCCGAGAAGAUGAUACCAAUGGGUUGAUAUUUGUUUAGACCAAGAGUUCCUUUCCCUUCAAACAAACCAUAACCAAAUGUCGAAGCACUCUUCGCCGUUCGCGGGGUACCAGACGUUACAAAUGUAUAAAAUUUGUUCCAAUAUUUCUGGACGAAAAGUCGAGGAUAUUUUUUCUUGAAUCGUUUUGCUAGUUCAUAUAUCUCUUGGUUUCCAGCAUCAGACUGUUCGCAGUUUCCAGCUAUGUCAUACUCGUGAGACAGAUUCCAAGGUAAAGUGAGGUUGUUGUACUUGUAAGGCUUGGACUCAUGUAGCUGGUUUAUCUUCUUUAAUAAAUCAACAAUAGCUAAUGUAUAAUCCGUGCACGGAUAACGCGAUCCAUGGCGAAGCACCAUGUUUAGUUGGACGGCCGUGCAGCCAGAAGGUUCAGAAACGUUAUUCAAAUCACCUGGGUGAUAAGGAGUUUUGCUGCUGUACGAUAACUCUGGCUCAGUGUUGGCCACGUGAAACACUAAAACAGUUAUCAGGAACAACACUUUGGUAGAUAUUGGCAACAUGUUUCUUGUUCUUGUUGAAGCUACAACGUACCCGAUGACUGCUCUCUGUUCUUGUCAGUGGUGUAGUCAUGACAACAUACCCACGUAGUUCAAACCGGAUAUUACUCUACAUCAUGAUUCUGAUGGGAUGUGACAGAUCUCUACACCUACGAAGGUGUCUGCUUCAUCACAUACAAGCAUGGUACAUGGGUCUGUGUGUUGUUAAAUAAAAUAGUCCUUUUAUUGUU
Messenger RNA from Actinia tenebrosa (Australian red waratah sea anemone), 4365 nucleotides. RefSeq names its product dnaJ homolog subfamily C member 16. The record is from RefSeq and is a predicted model, not a curated record. NCBI's taxonomy places the organism in Eukaryota, Metazoa, Cnidaria, Anthozoa, Actiniaria, Actiniidae.